UCACACUGCUCAGACCCUAUAGGGUGGGUGAGUGCUCACAUGUACACACACGUGUGUGAACAUGCUGCAUGUGGGUGCAGAGUGAAGACCCUGGAGUACCCCUGGCCUCUGGUCCUCAUCUCUCUCGCCCAGUUCUCUACCCCAUCCCGACUCUCCAAGUGGUCUCUGCCCAGGGCCUGGACCCCCCAUGCUGGGACUAGUUAGGGCUCUCUGGGAAGCCUGACCAAGGCAGGCAGGAUGUGGGGGUGGCUAGGGCUGGAGGGACAGGAAGGAAGUCUGAGCAGAGACAAUAGGUGGAAGGGGAGGAGGAACUGGGAAUGACCAGGAUUAGGAUGGCCAGCCUGUACCUCAGCUCUGGAAACCAGUGAGAGGGGGAUCUGCACCUCCUCCCUCCUCCUAUGCCACAGCUGCCCCUGUUCCCACCUUAUGCCACAGCGGGAUCAGGCCACAUCAUGGGCCCCCUCCUUCCCACCAUCCCCCUCCCCCUGCCCCUACAGGGUUCCAGCAUCUUGUCAUAUGCUUACUUAGUUGAGUGUGCAGUAAUGCAGAGGCAGAGCUUUGACCUAGACCCAGGGUGGGCAGGAGUUUGGGGGCCAACACUACCACUGACUUGCUGUGAGCCUGGGGCAAGCCUCUUCUCCUCUCUGGGCCUCAGUUUCCUCAUCUGCAAAUGAAGGGAUUCUCCUCUAAUGAGAAAGCCCUUUCUGAUGUUCUGGGAUGGCUCUGCCUCCAGAUAGCAGGCCUCUGGUCAUUUUUCUUUGGAGGAAGACUGGAGUCUGGUACCCCCUUUUCAGGCCUCAGACUUUGGGACAGGGAGGGGGAAUCUCAGCCUGAGCCCUCCCUUCACCUACCCCCUCCCCCCAGCAAUGGACUGAGCCCCCAUGGCUGCCCCUCAGGACCUGGACAUCGCUGUGUGGCUGGCCACGGUGCACCUGGAGCAGUAUGCAGACACGUUCCGGCAGCAUGGCCUGGCUACAGCAGGUGCAGCCCGGGGCCUGGGCCACGAGGAGCUGAGGCAGUUGGGUAUCAGCGCCACAGGGCACCGGAAACGCAUUCUGCGGCUGCUGCAGGCGGGCGCUGCAGAGGGCGCCCCGGAUCCCCAACCGGAUAGUGCCAUGGAGCCAUCCCCCAGCUCAGCCCCCCAAGCCCAGCCCCCCAAGCCUGUGCCUAAGCCCAGGACGGUAUUUGGUGGGCUCAGUGGGCCCACUGCCACCCAGAGGCCUGGGUUGAGCCCAGCCCUCGGGAGACCAGAAGUGUCCAGGAGCCCAGAAUCCAGCCCAAGGUCCCCUCCUCUCCCCACCUCCUCCUCUGAGCAGCCUUCAGCCUUGAAUACUGUGGAGAUGAUGCCCAACGCCAUCUACUUUGGCCUGGACGUAAGAGGCAGGGCACAGACAGCUCAGGACAUGGCCCCAGCCAGCUCCCAGACAGCUGCCCCCACCCCUGCCCUCAGGCCCACAACGGGCACAGUGCACAUCAUGGACCCUGGUUGCCUGUACUAUGGUGUCCAGCCUGUGGGGGUCCCAGGGGCCUCCGACAGAAGAGAAGGCAGAGGUGUCUGUCAGGACAGGGCUGAACACAGGCUCAGCAGGCAAGAUCUAGAGGCACGGGAAGACACUGGCUAUGCCAGCCUUGAGCUGCCCGGGGACUCCACCCUCUCACUGCCCACCCUGGACACAGAGGAGACCAGUGAUGACCUCAUUUCACCCUAUGCCAGCUUCUCCUCCACGGCAGACCGCCCCAUGCCCCUGCUCAGUGGAUGGCUAGACAAGCUCUCCCCUCAGGGAAACUACGUCUUCCAGAGGCGCUUUGUGCAGUUCAAUGGAAGGAGUCUGAUGUACUUUGGCAGUGAUAAGGACCCCUUCCCCAAGGGUGUGAUCCCUCUGACUGCCAUUGAGAUGACCCGUGGCAGCAAGGACAACAAGUUCCAGGUCAUCACCGGCCAGAGGGUGUUUGUGUUCCGCACAGAGAGCGAGGCUCAGCGGGACACGUGGUGCUCCACACUACAAUCCUGUCUGAAGGAGCAGCGCCUCCUGGGCCACCCCCGGCCCCCACAGCCGCCCCGACCCCUCCGCACGGGCAUGCUGGAGCUGCGCGGACACAAGGCCAAGGUGUUUGCCGCCUUGAGCCCUGGCGAGCUGGCGCUGUACAAGAGUGAGCAGGCCUUCUCUCUGGGCAUUGGCAUCUGCUUCAUUGAACUGCAAGGCUGCAGUGUCCGGGAGACCAAGAGUCGCAGCUUCGACCUGCUCACACCUCAUCGCUGCUUCAGCUUCACGGCCGAGUCUGUGGGGGCUCGGCAGAGCUGGGCGGCCGCUCUGCAGGAAGCAGUAACCGAGACCCUGUCUGACUACGAGGUGGCUGAGAAGAUCUGGUCCAAUCGGGCAAACCGGCACUGUGCGGACUGUGGGGCCUCCCGCCCAGACUGGGCUGCUGUCAACCUGGGGGUGGUCAUCUGCAAGCAGUGUGCAGGUCAGCACCGGGCCCUGGGUUCCGGCAUCUCCAAGGUGCAGAGCCUGAAGCUGGACACAAGUGUCUGGAGUAAUGAGAUAGUGCAGUUGUUCAUUGUCCUGGGAAAUGAUCGUGCCAACCGCUUCUGGGCAGGGGCACUACCCCCAGGUGAGGGGCUGCAUCCAGAUACAACCCCUGGCCCCCGGGGAGAGUUCAUCUCCCGGAAGUACCGGCUGGGUCUCUUCCGGAAGCCCCACCCUCAGUAUCCAGAUCAUAGCCAGCUUCUCCAGGCGCUGUGUGCCGCUGUGGCAGGACCCAACCUGCUGAAGAACAUGACCCAGCUCCUCUGUGUCGAGGGCGAGGAGCCCUGGUCUCCCUCAACCCUCGAUGGCAGCUUCCCUGGUCUCCUGCCCCCAGACCCCUCCCCUGGUGUGUACAAUGAGGUGGUGGUGCCUGCUACUUACAGCAGCUUCCUGUACUGUGGUCCCAUCAGCAACAAAGCUGGACCCCCACCCCCUCGCAGGGGCCGGGAUGCUCCCCACCGAAUGUGGUGUGUGCUGGGAGCGGCUCUGGAAAUGUUUGCGUCAGAAAGCAGCCCUGAACCCCUCAGCCUCAUCCAGCCCCAGGAUGUUGUCUGUUUGGGUGUGAGCCCCCCACCCACUGACCCAGGUGACCUCGAGAGGUUCCCCUUUUCGUUUGAGCUCAUCCUGACUGGAGGGAGGAUCCAGCAUUUUGGCACCGAUGGAGCUGAUAGUCUGGAGGCCUGGACCAGUGCCGUGGGCAAGUGGUUCUCCCCGCUGAGCUGUCACCAGCUGUUAGGCCCUGGGCUGCUGCGGCUGGGCCGUCUGUGGCUGCGGUCCCCCUCUCACACAGCCCUGGCCCCUGGCCUCUGGCUGUCAGGGUUUGGACUUCUUCGUGGUGACCACCUCUUCCUGUGUCCAGCACCGGGUCCUGGCCCCCCAGCCCCUGAGGACAUGGUGCAUCUGCGGCGGCUACAGGAGAUCAGUGUGGUCUCCGCAGCUGAUACCCCAGACAAGAAGGAGCAUUUGGUCCUGGUGGAGACAGGAAGGACCCUGUAUCUGCAGGGGGAGGGCCGGCUGGACUUCUCAGCAUGGAGUGCAGCCAUUGGAGGGGCAGCCGGCGGGGGCGGCACAGGGCUGCAGGAGCAGCAGAUGAGCCGGGGUGACAUCCCCAUCAUCGUUGAUGCCUGCAUCAGUUUUGUCACCCAGCAUGGGCUCCGGCUGGAGGGCGUAUACCGGAAAGGGGGCGCCCGUGCCCGCAGCCUGCGGCUCCUGGCGGACUUCCGGCGGGAUGCCCGGUCAGUGAAGCUCCGACCAGGAGAGCACUUUGUGGAGGAUGUCACUGACACUCUCAAACGCUUCUUUCGAGAGCUUGAUGACCCUGUGACCUCUGCGCGGUUGCUGCCUCGCUGGAGGGAGGCUGCCGAGCUGCCCCAGAAAAAUCAGAGGCUGGAGAAAUACAAAGAAGUGAUCGGCUGCCUGCCCAGGGUCAACCGUCGCACACUGGCCACCCUCAUUGGGCAUCUCUAUCGGGUGCAGAAGUGUGCGGCUCUAAACCAGAUGUGCACGAAGAACCUGGCUUUGCUGUUUGCACCUAGCGUGUUCCAGACAGAUGGGCGGGGGGAGCAUGAGGUGCGAGUGCUGCAGGAACUCAUCGACGGCUACGUCUCUGUCUUUGAUAUCGACUCUGACCAGGUAGCUCAGAUUGAUUUGGAGGUCAGUCUUAUCACCACCUGGAAGGAUGUGCAGCUGUCCCAGGCUGGAGACCUCAUCAUGGAGGUUUAUAUAGAGCAACAGCUCCCAGACAACUGUGUCACUCUGAAGGUGUCCCCAACACUGACGGCCGAAGAGCUGACUAACCAGGUACUGGAGAUGCGGGGGACAGCAGCUGGGACGGACUUGUGGGUGACGUUUGAGAUUCUUGAGCACGGGGAGCUUGAGCGGCCACUGCACCCCAAGGAAAGGGUCCUAGAGCAGGCCCUACAAUGGUGCCAGCUCCCAGAGCCCUGCUCAGCUUCCCUGCUCUUGAGAAAAGUCCCCCUGGCCCAGGCCGGCUGCCUCUUCACAGGUAUCCGGCGGGAGAGCCCGCGGGUAGGGCUGUUGCGGUGUCGGGAGGAGCCACCCCGCUUGCUGGGAAACCGCUUCCAGGAGAGGUUCUUUCUGUUGCGUGGCCGCUGCCUGCUGCUGCUCAAGGAGAAGAAGAGCUCUAAACCAGAACGGGAGUGGCCUUUGGAAGGUGCCAAGGUCUACCUGGGAAUCCGCAAGAAGUUAAAGCCUCCAACGCCGUGGGGCUUCACGUUGAUACUGGAGAAGAUGCACCUCUACCUGUCCUGCACUGAUGAGGAUGAGAUGUGGGACUGGACCACCAGCAUCCUCAAAGCCCAGCAUGACGACCAGCAGCCAGUGGUCUUACGACGCCGUUCCUCCUCUGACCUUGCCCGUCAGAAGUUUGGCACCAUGCCUUUGCUGCCCAUCCGUGGGGAUGACAGUGGGGCCACCCUCCUCUCUGCCAAUCAGACCCUGCCGAUGAAGUCAUCCCAGGGGUCGGUGGAGGAGCAAGAGGAACUGGAGGAGCCUGUGUAUGAAGAGCCAGUGUACGAGGAAGUGGGGGCCUUCCCCGAGCUGACCGAGGACACCUCCACCUCCUUUUCCACCACGUGGGAGCGGACAGCUAAGCCAGAGACCUCCCUCGCCAGCCAGAGGUCCUUUGAUCAACUCCUUCUCUCCAAGCCAGGCACCCUGGGCCAGGAGGAGAGGCCACCUGAGCCUCCUCCAGGCCCCCCUUCAAAAGGCAGCCCCCAGGCACAUGGGUCCCUGGAGGAGCAGCUGCUCCAGGAGCUCAGUAGCCUCAUCCUGAGGAAGGGAGAAACCACCAUAGGCGCGGGCAGCCCCUCCCAGCCCUCUAGCCCCCAGCCCCUGAGCUCCAGCGACCUUCCAACACAGACACCUGGCUUCCCCAGCCAACCUCCCUGCACUUCUAGUCCACCCUCCAGCCAGCCCCUCACAUGACCCUGGGACCACAGUCUGAGGGAGUAGGUUACCAAAAGACUCUCAUCAUGGCAGACAUUGCUGGGAGCUUCUUCUGCUCUGGCUGAAAAGACUCUAGAAUCCAGUGUGGUACUGUGGAAGGAGCACAGGACUGAGGGCUCUGGAGGCUGUGUCCUGCCCAGGGAGUGAGCCUCCACUCACUUAUCUGUGCCAUGAGGUAACUAAAAUAAGAAGAGCAGUGAAGGUCAAACUGUCUCUGAGAGCUGUAAGCCCCACGUAUUUUCCCUCACAAGGGCAACUCUUGCUUUAUAUAUUUGAUAGGUAGGGGUUCUGUGAGAGAGUUGGGGUUUUAAAAGAAUGGUUUUACUGCAUUAAAGAAAAAAAAGAUUUGGAAGCCUGAGAUCUGAAUGACUCUAAGUCUAUCCUACCCCACCUCCUAUAUUCAGAGACUACACUGGAGUCCUAGAGGGGGGAGGCUGACUGGGGUUGGGAGCUGAGGCAAAGAGGAGCCAAAAGCAUGGGUCAUUGUUAAUAAAUCGUAGAACCAAAAGGC
Messenger RNA from Diceros bicornis minor, 6006 nucleotides. It is a transcript of the gene ARAP3, whose product is annotated as ArfGAP with RhoGAP domain, ankyrin repeat and PH domain 3. Gene Ontology annotation, cellular component: ruffle. NCBI's taxonomy places the organism in Eukaryota, Metazoa, Chordata, Mammalia, Perissodactyla, Rhinocerotidae. Gene Ontology annotation, biological process: signal transduction; positive regulation of GTPase activity. The coding region runs from base 882 to 5474 and encodes 1530 amino acids. The record is from RefSeq and is a predicted model, not a curated record. Gene Ontology annotation, molecular function: phosphatidylinositol-3,4,5-trisphosphate binding; protein binding; GTPase activator activity. The transcript is spliced from 31 exons.